AUGUGUCCCAGUCGCCCAACCCGCAGCGCAAAGUCGCGGGCGGCAACCAAAAUAUCUUCCGCCACCAUUGCGGAAUCCAGGGUCGAGGAGACUGACGCUGACGUCAAGAAGGGUACCCGAGCCAAGGGUGGUGUCAAGAAGACGGAGGUUGUCGAGGAGAAGGUUGUUGUCAAGAAAGUCGCUGCAAGGAAGCGCAAAGGCAAAGCCCAAGAGGAAGAAAACGAUGACAAUGCUGAAGAGAUUGAGAACAAGGACUCUGUCCAAGAAGAAGCAAAAAAGCCGGCUCCCAAGAAGCGCAAGACCAAGGCUUCUGAAGAGGAUGCCACUCCCUUGGCAACCAGGACACCAGUUGAGUCGAUGAAGAGGAAGCUUUACAUUGGAGCCCACGUUAGCAGUGCUGGAGGCGUCCAAAACUCCAUCACCAACGCUCUGCACAUCGGCGCCAACGCCUUCGCCGUCUUCCUCAAAUCCCAACGUAAAUGGGUAUCACCGCCCCUCGACCGCUCCGCCGCCGCCGAUUUCUCCCGCCUUGCCUCUCUCCAUGGCUACUCCCCCUCCUUGCACGUUCUCCCCCACGGCUCCUACCUCGUCAACCUCGCCCAGGUCGACAAAGCCAAAGCUGACCAAGCCUACGGCAACUUUGUCGACGACCUGCAACGCUGCGCCACAUUGGGAAUCAAGCUGUACAACUUCCAUCCCGGUUCGACGGGCGGGGAACCCAUCGAAGAAGCGUGCGCGCGUAUUGCAAGCCAGUUGAACCGGGCGCAUAAGGAGAAAGGGACGGGAGAGGUGGUGACAGUUAUUGAGAAUAUGUGCGGCUCCGGCAACGUGAUCGGCUCCCGCUUUGAGGAUCUGAAGAUGAUUAUUGAUGGAGUGGAGGAUAAGAGCCGCGUGGGCGUGUGUAUUGAUACAUGCCAUGCCUUUGCGGCGGGACACGACUUACGCACGCCAGAGGCUUUCGAAAAAACCAUGAAGCGAUUUGACGAGAUUGUCGGUUUGAAGUACCUCAAGGCGUUCCAUUUGAACGAUAGCAAAGCCCCCUUUGGCUCGUGCAGAGACCUACACGCCAAUAUCGGCACAGGAUUCCUGGGGUUGAGAGCGUUUCAUAACCUGAUGAACUACGAGGCAGUGCAGGGGUUGCCGAUGGUGCUGGAGACGCCGAUAGAGGAGAAGGGGGCGGAUGGGAAGAUGGUGGAGAAUAAGCAGAUUUGGGCGGAUGAGAUCAAGUUGUUGGAGAGCUUGGUGGGGAUGAACGCGGAGAGUGAGGAGUUUAAAAAGAUGGAGGAGGAGUUGCAAAGAAGGGGGGCGAGCGAGAGGGCCAAGAUCCAGGAGCAGGUGGAUAAGAAGGCUGAGAAGGAUGCGAAGAAGGGGGCUGGGAAGGGAAAGAAGGGGGCUGCGGCUGCGGGAGGGUCGAUAUCGAGCUUCUUCAAGAAAAAGGUAAAGGAGGAGAGUGAGGGGGAGGAUCACGAGUAA
This is a messenger RNA of Neurospora hispaniola, 1473 nucleotides long. RefSeq names its product AP endonuclease. Gene Ontology annotation, molecular function: phosphoric diester hydrolase activity; DNA binding; zinc ion binding. Lineage: Eukaryota; Fungi; Ascomycota; Sordariomycetes; Sordariales; Sordariaceae. The coding region runs from base 1 to 1473 and encodes 490 amino acids. The record is from RefSeq and is a predicted model, not a curated record. The transcript has 2 exons. Gene Ontology annotation, cellular component: mitochondrion; nucleus. Gene Ontology annotation, biological process: base-excision repair.